Molecule: messenger RNA, 2472 nt
Organism: Penicillium daleae
Lineage: Eukaryota; Fungi; Ascomycota; Eurotiomycetes; Eurotiales; Aspergillaceae
Gene: cwh41
Product: mannosyl-oligosaccharide glucosidase
Exons: 7
Coding region: 1-2472 (823 amino acids)
Biological process (GO): oligosaccharide metabolic process; protein N-linked glycosylation
Cellular component (GO): endoplasmic reticulum membrane
Molecular function (GO): Glc3Man9GlcNAc2 oligosaccharide glucosidase activity
Source: RefSeq, a predicted model, not a curated record
AUGCAUCAUCUAAGGAUCUCCAUUUUACUAACGUCGCUGCUCUAUGCGAUUGGGAUCCUUGCCGUCCAAGAUCCCAAUGACGUCUCUGUCUUGAUCAAAGAGGCCGCGCGCGCCAACAACGAGUCGCUGCUAUGGGGUCCCUACAAGCCGAACCUCUACUUUGGAGUCCGCCCACGUAUCGCAAACAGUCUGGCUGCAGGAUUGAUGUGGGCCAAGGUUGAUGAUUUUUCUACCGUUCAGCAGAACUUCAGACAUACCUGCGAGCAGAAUGAGGGCAUGGCUGGAUAUGGUUGGGACGAGUACGAUAUCCGCAAGGGCGGACGCCAGACCAUUCACGACGCUGGAAAUACUCUGGACCUUACGAUUGAUUUCAUCAAGGUGCCUGGCGGCCAAAAUGGAGGCAGCUGGGGCUUCCGUGUGAAGGGUGUUCCUCGCGAGGAUGGAAGCCCUGACCAGCCCGUCUCGGUGGUCUUCUACACCACGCUUGAAGGAUUGGGUCAGCUGGGUGUGGACAUGGACACCGUGUCCGAAGUCGCACCGCUGGAGGGUGACUUGAGACUCAAUGGCUACUCUUCAGAGCUGGGAGACUUCACUAUUGAUGUCACCGAUGGCCCUAGCAGCAACGAGUAUUUCGAGAUCGAUCGUCCCAAUAGCGAGGGCAAGCAAUUGGGCCAUGGUAUUGUGUCUAGCGCAACUAUGCCGCAGCAGCAUCUUUGGCAGGCGAAAGGUAUCCUGUUUACGCAGAUGAAGGGUGAGGUUGAUGAGGCCAUCGAAGAGCUUGGACCUGAUAACCCUCCACAUCCAGCUCAGCUGUUCACGAUUAAACAUGCUCCUGGAGAUGGCAAUGUUCACCUUGUGCAGAAGGUCUUCAAGGGUGCAUUUGAGUUUGACGUUCUCUUUUCCUCUGGUUCAGCUCCCAAACCCAUCACUUCGGAGACUAUUACCGAGGAACUCAAGGAUGCAUCUCUCUCUUUCACUGAGAGGCACAAAGAAGUCCUUGCUCCCAAGGCCCCCUUUGACCUUGAUGACGAGUAUUCUACAUUCUCCAAGGCUAUGCUUUCUAACUUGGUCGGUGGUGUUGGAUUCUUCCACGGUGAUGACGUUGUUGACCGCUCCGGCUCUCCCGCAUACGAUGAGGAGAAUGAAGGCUUCUGGGAGGAAACAGCGGAGGCUCGCGCGGCGGCCCAGCCGGUCGUGGAGGGAGCCAAGGAUCUGUUUACUUGCGUUCCGUCCCGGCCGUUCUUCCCCAGAGGUUUCCUUUGGGAUGAGGGCUUCCACUUGAUGCCUGUGAUGGAAUACGACUCUGACCUUGCUCUUGAGAUCAUCAAAAGCUGGUUUCAACUGAUGGAUGAGGAUGGCUGGAUUGCCCGUGAGCAGAUUCUAGGACAGGAAGCGCGCAGCAAGGUUCCCGCCGAGUUCACUGUUCAGUAUCCUCACUACGCCAACCCGCCGACUCUUUUCAUGGCCUUGGAAGCUUUCAUGGACAAGGCUAAGAGCAACAAGAGCGUCCAGUCCGAGAACUUGGACAACAACGAUCCCGCCGAGAGCCUACGCUCGGCCACCUUGCGGAACCCAGAGUUGGCCAAUGGCUACCUUCGCUCUUUCUACCCCCUAAUGAAGAGACACUUCGCAUGGUACCGUAGCACCCAGCGCGGUGACAUCAAGUCUUAUGAUCGCGAAGCCUUUUCCACCAAAGAAGCUUACCGCUGGCGUGGACGCUCCGUACAACAUAUCUUGACUUCUGGUAUCGAUGAUUAUCCCCGGCCCCAGCCGCCGCACCCUGGUGAGCUGCACGUGGAUCUCAUCAGCUGGAUGGGCAUGAUGACCCGUACCCUACGUCGCAUUGCGGAGUACCUGGGUGAGGUGGAGGAUGCCGAGGAGUUUGCUUACUAUGAGACCGCCAUUACCCGUAACAUUGAUGACCUGCACUGGGACGAAAAGGAGCAGACUUACUGCGAUGCCACUAUCGAUGAGUUUGAGGAGAGUGUUCACGUCUGCCACAAGGGCUACAUCUCUAUCUUCCCCUUCCUUACCGGCAUGCUGGGCCCUGAUAGCCCUCGUCUGAAGGCUAUUCUGGACCUGAUCAACGAUCCCGAAGAGUUGUGGAGUGACUACGGUAUUCGCAGCCUGAGCAAGAAGGACCAGUACUAUGGCACGGAAGAGAACUACUGGCGAAGCCCAAUCUGGAUGCCGAUCAAUUAUUUGGUGCUGAAGAAUCUAUAUGAUAUCGCUCUCGUCUCUGGCCCUCAUCAGGAGCAGGCCCGCGAGAUGUACUCGAAGCUGCGGAAGAACUUGGUCGAGAACGUGUUCCGAGAGUGGAAGAAUACUGGGUUCGCAUGGGAACAGUAUAACCCUGAGACGGGCAAGGGACAGCGCACUCAGCACUUUACUGGCUGGACCAGUCUGGUGGUGAACGUCAUGUCCAUGCCGGAUCUGCCCGCGGGCAGACAGACCUCUCACGAUGAGCUGUGA